Molecule: messenger RNA, 2374 nt
Organism: Prunus avium (sweet cherry)
Lineage: Eukaryota; Viridiplantae; Streptophyta; Magnoliopsida; Rosales; Rosaceae
Product: putative 3,4-dihydroxy-2-butanone kinase
Biological process (GO): glycerol catabolic process
Cellular component (GO): cytosol
Molecular function (GO): glycerone kinase activity; ATP binding
Source: RefSeq, a predicted model, not a curated record
GAGCGAGGAAAUUUCUUGCUCAGACAAGCAACCAUCAACUCGCACACCCACUCUUUUCUCAAGCAAAAGCUCCCUCUACCGCAGGUGAGAGAGACUUUUCACACACAUAUAUAUACAGACACAGAGCCCGACUCCACCAAUACCAUCUACUCUCUCUCUCUCUCUCUCUCUGGCUCAUGCAAACCACUGUUGGCUAGGGUUUAAUUGCCUAUCAUCGCCAUGGCUUUUCACGCCAAGAAGCUCAUCAACGACCCCAAUGAUGUGGUGACUGAGUUCAUCGAGGGUCUUGUUGAAACAUAUCCUGGGCUGCAGUACUUAGAUGGUUUCCCUCAGGUGAAGGUUGUGUUGCGUGCUGAUGUCUCCGGUGGUACAUAUGACAAAGUUGCUGUUAUAUCAGGUGGUGGAAGUGGGCAUGAGCCUGCACAUGCUGGAUUUGUGGGGGAAGGGAUGCUGACAGCAGCUAUAUGUGGGGAUGUUUUUGCCUCACCACCGGUUGAUUCAGUUCUAGCAGGCAUCCGAGCUGUAACUGGUCCUAUGGGUUGCCUUCUGAUUGUCAAGAAUUAUACUGGGGACCGUUUAAAUUUUGGUUUAGCUGCAGAGCAAGCAAAAUCAGAAGGUUAUAAAGUAGAGACUGUAAUUGUUGGAGAUGAUUGUGCAUUACCCCCACCUCGAGGCAUAGCUGGUCGAAGGGGUUUGGCCGGGACCAUUCUUAUUCAUAAGAUUUCUGGAGCUGCUGCUGCCGCUGGCCUUUCACUUGCUGAUGUUGCCACAGAAGCAAGGCGUGCAUCUGAAAUGGUUGGAACAAUGGGUGUUGCAUUAUCUGUUUGCACAUUGCCUGGUCGGGUUACACCGGACCGUGUGGGUCCAGGAAAGAUGGAACUUGGUCUUGGAAUUCAUGGAGAACCUGGUGCUGCUGUAGCUGACCUUCAACCCGUGGAUGUGAUAGUUUCUCAUGUUCUUAAGCAGAUUUUGUCGCCAGAAACUAACUAUGUUCCAAUUACUCGAGGUAGUAGAGUUGUGCUUAUGGUCAACGGGUUAGGUGCAACUCCUGUAAUGGAACUGAUGAUUGCAUCCGGUAAAGCAGUUCCUAAGUUGCAGCUGGAACAUGGAUUGGCUGUUGAUAGAGUAUAUACUGGGUCAUUUAUGACUUCUCUUGAUAUGGCAGGUUUUUCGAUUUCUAUCAUGAAGGCUGAUCAAGCUAUUUUGCAACGUCUGGAUGCUGCAACAAAGGCUCCACAUUGGCCUGUUGGUGUUGAUGGCAAUCACCCACCUGCAAAGAUUCCUGUUCCGUUGCCUCCAUCUCGCUCAACAAAGAGUGAUGAGUCAUUAGGUCGGCCAGCACAACUGAAUGCACAAGGCCAGAUUCUUGAGGUGGCUAUUGAAGCAGCUGCACAUGCUGUGAAAAAACUUAGGGACAAUUUGAAUGAAUGGGAUAGCAAAGUAGGUGAUGGUGACUGUGGGUCAACCAUGUAUAGAGGUGCGGCAGCAGUUUUGGAAGACAUGCAAAAUUAUCCCCUGAAUGAUGCAACCGAAACAGUGAAUGAAAUUGGAUCAUCUGUCAGAAGAGUUAUGGGCGGCACAAGCGGGAUCCUAUAUACCAUAUUUUGCAAGGCAGCCUAUGCACAGUUGAAAGCAAGCACCCAAGGAGUUGUCACAUCAAAAAAUUGGGCUGAAGCGCUUGAAGCUUCCAUUGCUGCUGUCAGUAAAUAUGGUGGGGCUAGUGCUGGUUACCGGACAUUGUUAGAUGCCCUUAUUCCAGCAUCAGCAGUUCUUCAGGAGAGGUUAAAGGCUGGUGAUGAUCCUGCGACUGCUUUUCUUCUCUCAUCUGAAGCAGCACUGGAAGGAGCUGAGUCAACGAAGCACAUGCAGGCACAGGCUGGCCGAUCAAGUUAUAUAUCUGGGGAGAUACUUGCCUCGGUCCCAGACCCAGGUGCAAUGGCGGCAGCAUCGUGGUACAGAGCAGCAGCCUUAGCUGUCAAGUACAAAUACCAGACACCUUCAUAGAGCAAUGCGUUAGAGCUGUUGUUGCAUUUCUGCCAUUUUUAACUGCAGAUACAUACAUGCAUACAUACAGACAGCCAACUAAUUUUUGUUCAUAUUUUUGCACCACUAACAAUUUGGGCUUUCCGCUUAUGCAUUUUGUGCGUAAUGCUGAGAGAGCGAGUUUCAUCCAUAUGAUAAUGAUACCAUGUCUGCCUUGAUAUCUGUUUAGAAAUAUGUAAAUUUCAAAUAUUGAUAUUUGAUAGCAUUCAGAAUCCGAAUAAUGUGCAUCAAUAUCGAUCUAAGCGCGCAUGUGGUUGUACGUUCAUUUGUAAGCAGCCAUUUGUUUCAAACGCUCAACUUGUUUUUUAUUUUUUAAUGAUUUCUCGUGAAC